AUGAAGAAAUGGAAGGCAAGACUUUUCCCAAGGCCACCAAACAACCAGAAAGGCAGGUACUUAAGGCUCCCAUGUUCAGCAAUGUUUCUAAUAGACUUUUGCCUCUGUGUUCCCUGGACACCACCAUUCCAGUGCAAGAUUUCCAGGGUUGAAUUCAUAAUUGGGAUAUGGGACUUCCUUGAGGUCAUGACGAGGACAAGCAAAUUAUUUGUGUGCAGACAGCCCAAUCCCAGAAGGAGCUUGGGAAUACAGCAGUAGGCUUUAAAGCUUUCCUAUCUUUCACCUAUGCUUCUGGAAUCCUCAAGUUGUGUUGACUCACCUGGGAACACUGCUGGCUCCAGAAUUCCAAGCUUCAGUAAUUUUAUAAAAUAA
Molecule: messenger RNA, 372 nt
Organism: Sapajus apella (tufted capuchin)
Lineage: Eukaryota; Metazoa; Chordata; Mammalia; Primates; Cebidae
Product: chromosome unknown C16orf97 homolog
Source: RefSeq, a predicted model, not a curated record